GAAUCCUCCGUCCAUUCAUUUCUUCAUGCCUUCCUUCUUCAUUCAUUCUGCCCUGUUCCGCUCGCCGAAGCUACGUUAUCCUAGGGUUUAGUCCCAAAUGAGUCAGCAUACAGCCCCGCUCUGCGGGGGCUGCCUGUCUGGCGAGGACACCCGCACAAACACGGUUGCAGAGAGCGAGGAGCGCUGGGUUUCUGCAGGUCUUGUCCCUCCUCAGAGAGUCUGUGGAAGAGGCAGAGGCUAUAGACCUGGGUGUGAAUUCCACCAGAAGUUUGCUCUCAGUCACCAAACAGUUUUGGAGUAACAGGUGCGUAGAACAAAGUUCCCUGGACCCGAUUGCUGGAGGUGAAAAAUUAAGAACCAAAUAAUAACAUAUGCUAGUGCUACAAUAGUCAAGGGGACAGAUGGCAGAAAUGUCCAUAUCUGACUACUUGGCUUCAAAUACCAGCUAAGUCUGUGGUAAUUGCCUGGCUUUUCUGUGUUAUCUCUUAUAUCUCGUGUGUUUUUGUAGCACAUGUGUGGAGGUCAGAGAACAACUUACUGGAAUUGGUUCUGUCUUUCCAUCAUGUGGGUCCUGAGGAUACAACUCAGCCUCGACAGAAAACGCCUUUACCUACUGGGGCAUCUUGGGUUCUUGUUCUUGCCCCAAGAACAGGAACCUAACCUUCCGGCCUGAAGCUCUCCCCUUAGGGCUUUAUUGAACCUUAAUUACUGCUGAAAAGACCUUGUUAGCAAACACAGUCUUGGUGCGGCUAGAGCUUCAACAUAAGAAUUUUAGAAGACAGAUACUCAGCUAUAACAGGCUUCUAAGGCAUCAGGACAUGAACUUAAGUCAAAGAAGUCAGUUAAGUGUGCAUAAAAUACACAUGAUGUGUAAUCCAUGGCAGGAAGCCGGCACCUUAAAAGAAAAGGUUUUUGAAGUUAAAAUGUAGUUAGGAUAAACAUCUCAUUAUCUGAAAGGAGUAUAUGAGGUGUGGUGGUGCACAUAGUAACAUUAUAACACUCAGGUGAGAGUUCCAGGCCAGCUGAGGCUAAUAGUGAAACUUUGUCUCAAAGCUAGAAAUUGCAAACAGUGCCACGAAGAAAGACAUAGAGCCAAAGUACAGGAUUCACAGCUGUAAUCCCUACACUGAGGGGGUUAAGGCAGGAAGAAGAAUCAAGGCCAGCCUGAGCUACAUAGUAAGAUCCUGCACACCCCCUCCAACAACAAGAACCCAGUGCCGCACACUGUCAGAGAAGGCCUACUCACCAAGGCCAUGGAAGUGGAGGCUACAGAGGCCAGGUCCCCAGGCCCCUGCUACAAGCGCUCUGGCCGCCGUUAUAAGUGCCUGUUUUGUACAAAGACAUUUCCAAAUGCACCCAGGGCAGCCCGCCAUGCUGCUACACAUACACCCACAGACUGCACAGAGGAGGUGAGGGAGGCCCAGCCAAAAGUGGAUACAGAGCCCAAGGCGGAGGAAGCCAGCGGAGACAAGGUAUCAGCUUCAGUAGCCAAGCCCCGGCCCUAUGCCUGCCCACUGUGCCCCAAGGCCUACAAGACAGCUCCUGAGCUACGCAGCCAUGGGCGCAGCCACACUGGUGAGAAACCCUUCCCGUGCCCAGAGUGUGGCCGCCGCUUCAUGCAGCCAGUGUGCCUGCGUGUGCACCUGGCCUCACAUGCCGGUGAGCUGCCCUUCCGAUGCACACACUGCCCCAAGGCUUAUGGUACACUCUCUAAACUAAAGAUCCACCAGCGUGGGCACACAGGUGAGCGGCCCUAUGCCUGUCCUGACUGCGGCAAGAGCUUUGCUGAUCCUUCAGUGUUCCGCAAGCAUCGGCGCACCCAUGCCGGCCUUCGACCCUACAGCUGCGAGCGCUGCGGCAAGGCCUAUGCUGAGCUCAAGGACUUACGCAACCAUGAAAGGUCCCACACGGGUGAGCGCCCCUUCCUCUGCUCGGAGUGUGGUAAAAGCUUCUCUCGAUCCUCUUCCCUCACAUGCCACCAGCGUAUCCAUGCAGCCCAGAAACCCUAUCGCUGCCCGGCUUGUGGGAAGGGCUUCACACAGCUCAGCUCUUACCAAAGCCAUGAGCGCACACAUUCAGGCGAGAAGCCCUUCCUGUGCCCACGGUGUGGCCGCAUGUUUUCUGAUCCGUCAAGCUUCCGCCGUCACCAGCGCGCACAUGAGGGCGUAAAGCCUUACCGCUGCGAGAAAUGUGGCAAGGACUUCCGGCAGCCCGCCGACCUGGCCAUGCAUCGGCGAGUACACACCGGCGACCGACCCUUCAAGUGCCUGCAGUGUGACAAGACUUUUGUGGCUUCCUGGGACCUCAAGCGGCAUGCGUUGGUGCACUCAGGACAGCGGCCAUUCCGCUGUGAGGAGUGUGGGCGAGCAUUUGCUGAGCGAGCUAGCCUCACGAAGCACAGCCGCAUGCACUCUGGGGAGCGUCCUUUCCACUGUAAUGCCUGUGGGAAAUCCUUUGUGGUGUUAUCCAGCCUCAGGAAGCAUGAGCGUACCCACAGAAGCAACGAGACUACAGGAGCUGCCCCCCAGCAGGAGUUGGUGCUGGGACUGGCACUGCCUGUAGGUGUCGUAGGUGAGGGCUCGGCCGCCCCCGUGGCGGGUGCAGGGGUAGGGGAUGCUCCAGCGGGGCUGUUAGGGUUACCCCCUGAGUCUGGUGGUGUAGUGGCCACACAGUGGCAAGUGGUGGGUAUGACUGUGGAACAUGUGGAGUGCCAGGAUGCUGGCGUUGGGGAAGCGCCUAGUACCCUGGGAGAUGCAGGAGAGGUGGGGGGUGAGGAGACUGAUGAGAAGCCCCCACAGUUUGUGUGUCGCGAGUGCAAAGAAACUUUCUCCACACUGACACUGCUACGCAGGCACGAGCGCUCACACCCGGAGCUCCGGCCCUUUCCCUGCACUCAGUGUGGUAAGAGCUUCUCAGACAGGGCUGGGCUUCGAAAGCAUAGCCGCACCCACAGCUCUGUCCGCCCCUACUCCUGUUCCCAAUGUCCUAAAGCUUUCCUGAGUGCCAGUGACCUGCGCAAGCAUGAACGCACCCACCCCGUGCCCAUCGGGACCCCCAUACCCCUGGAACCUCUUGUGGCUUUGCUAGGAAUGCCAGAAGAAGGGUCAGCUUGACGUCUAUAGAUCUCCACUACACUCCAGAAGCCCAUCCCUAGUCUCCAAAGCCCUGCCUCUGGGCAACUCGCUCAACUCUUGUCCACUAUUAGCUGUGGGCAGUGGAGGCAGAUAGCACUUCUGAGGGAGACUCAUUAAAGCAUUGGCUUUGCUACCAAGCUGUCUUCUGUAUUGUGGUUCAGUUUACCUUCAGUGGAAAUCUGGGACUAGCAUGCAGUGGAAGGGCCUUGGUGACAGACAGGCUCUCACAGCUUAGCCUGAUCCAGAACUCACUAUGUAGCCCAGGCUCACCUUGAACUCAACCAAUCCUCCUGUCUCAGCCUCCCGCUACUAGGAUGACAAGGACUUAGCACCACACCUGGCCCUAAAAGGUCUUGAAAUACAUUGAUUGCCAAAGUAUAUGUUGGGCUGCCUUGUGAAAAAAUUUUCAUGCCAAGUUGGUACCUCUGAGAAUAAUUGGUGACUAAAAGGUGUAUUAAAAGUACUAGUCCUGCAGUGAACAAACCUAUGUGGCUUUGUUUAGCCUCUACUCAGGAUCAUGAAACCUUUCCUGAUUACUGUCCUUUCACAAUUAGUGAGCUGGGGUUAAACAAUUACUUUUUCUCGGGGGCUGGAAAGAUGGCUUCACAGUUUAAGGCUAAGGCUCACAAUGAAAAAGGUUUGGUUCCCAGCACCUAUACUUGUCUUUCCAACUACUUUAAAAAACAAAACGAAACUUGUCUUUCCUGUUUAUCACAGUAACAAAUUAGGAAGCAUAUUUGGAGGGAAGCAUUUCUCUUCACAUUAAAACCCAUGAAACAGAAUGAACCUUACUAGAAAAGUCUUUACUGGGUUUGAUGGUUUGUGCCUUUAAUCCCGUAUUCCAGAGGCAAAGGCAGUUGGAGUUUGAGGCUAGCCUGAUCUACAGAAUGAGUAGCUAGCCAGGGCUACGCGUAGAAACUUUGUCUCAAGAAAGAAGAAGAAAAAAAGAAAGAAUGGAUGAAAAGAAAAGUUAAAACUAUAUGAAGAAAUCAUACAUAUGGCCUCAGCAGUGGGCAUAUGCUGUGUGCCUCAGUGGACAGACUUGUUCCUAAAAGAUGUUGGUAGGCUGCACCACCCAGGAGACAGAGGGUCUCUGAGUUCAAGGCCAGCUGGGCCAACAUCAGAAGUUCCUGGUAACCUGGGCCACAUGAGACGCCCACAGAAGUUAACAGCUGAGAUUUAUCCUGGUGGUGGAGCACUUAACCGCCAUCUGUGAGGUUCUGGGUUCUGCAUACAGAAUUAGGAGAGGAAAGUUGACUUUCCGAGUUUAAAUUCAUGGCUUUUGCAUUAAAUCACAGUGUAGCCCAGGCUGACCUCAAACUGGUACUUCUGCUGUAGUCUCCCAGGCACAUGCCAGCACACCUAUCUGUUUCUUACAUUUGUUGGGAAAACAACCAGGGUUUUCCUCUCCUGUGUGUUUGCUCCCAUCUCUUUGUAUUUCAUGUCAGCUGGUGGUCGAUGUAAUGAAACCAAGCUUGGGCUGGGAGCAGAUUAGUUUGCCACUUCUCAGAUGUCUGAGGUUUGUGUCAGCCCUAGAGCUGGCUACUGCCCGCACUGUGUAACCCGCCUGUAAUGUUCAUGUUGAUCCUCCAGUGUUCUCAAGUUUAUUGGUAUGGCCAAUGUCAUCUUCGCAACUAGGAGACAGAAGUUGCCGUGGGCACAUGGCUUGUCACCAGCCUGGUGUUUGCCUGUGUAUGUAUGGCAUUAUGAAUGGCUUUGAAAACAGCCAUGAGAACUUUAAUGUGCACCAUUUUGAUUUAUAGAAAGCAUCCAGUUUUUUAACCCAGUCUGAAAAUCCAAAGUUAAUACGGAACACCCAUCUUUCUCUUUUCAUUGGAACACCCAUCUUUCUCUUUUCAUCGGAACAUCCAUCUUUCUCUUUUCAUUUGGUUUAGUUUUUGGUGUUGGGUGUUGAAGUUAGGGUCUCAAAUGUAAUAGGUAUUUGCUCUGCUAAUGAGCUACAUCUCUAGACUGGAUACUUUUUUUAAAAAACAGGUGUUGUGUUUGACAUGCUGAAAACCAAAGCACUAGAAUAGAACAUACAUAAUUGGCACAAAAUUAAAGUCAACCAGUAGAGUGAGAGAGGGGAUCCAGAGACAUCCAUGCCUACAUCUGUGAACUCACUAUUACUUAUUUUCAAGUUGUGUAGUGGUGAGGAUUGGACCAGGAGCCACAGGCAUGCUGGGCAAACACUAUAGCAUGAGCCGCAUCUCCAGCCCUUUAUUUUAUUUUAUUUUGUUUUGAAACAGCAACUAGACUGGCCUCAAACUCCCUCUUAAGGCCUCAAACUCCCUCUCAAGGCCGGGAAGACUUGGAACCUUUUGUUUUUUUUUUUUGUUUGUUUGUUUUUCAAGACAGGGUUUCUCUGUAUAGCCCUGGCUGUCCUGGAACUCACUCUGUAGACCAGGCUGGCCUCGAACUCAGAGAUUCAUUUGCCUGCCUGGAUAAAAGGUAUAUGCCACUACCUGGCAGACUUGGAAGUUUUGGUCCACCAGUGACAGCCUUCUGGGACAGGUGUAUAGUACCAAGCCCAACACAUUUUAUUUAUCAUUCGUUUUUUAUCGAGUUUUUGUUGUAGUGAUUUUUUUCUUUUUUCUUUUCUUCUUCUUCUUCUUCUUUUUUUUUUUUCUGUUUUGUUUUGAGUUAGUUUUGCUGUGUAGCCCAAAGUGGCCUUUAAAACCUUACAGUGUUGUCUGUCGUUCAGCAUCUGAAGUGCUAGGAUUGUUGCCAAUUUUUGUGAACAUUUUUAAUGACAGCUGUAAUUGUUCAUCUCACUGGGAAAAACUAGACUGAUGCAUAGUUUUCCUUGAAAAAUGUCUAGAUGAGGCUGUGACAUUUUCAUUAUCACAUGACUUGCCAGAAAUCGUGUUAGUCAGAUGUGGUACCACAUGCCCAUAACCCGAAAACUUGAGAGAUAGAAGGCAGGAGAUUGAGAGUUAGAGGCUAGCCUUGGCUACAUGGCAGAUUUGAAGGAGUCUAAAGUGAAAUGAGAGACUGUCUCAGUAAACAGAACAGUAAAAUAAAGGGAAGUGGGGUAAAUAAACAGGUGGGGACACCUGUUACACAGAGAAACCCUGUCUUGGAAAAAAAAAGAAAAAAACACUAGCCUCAUCUAGACAUUUUUCAAGGAAAACACUGGUGAGGAUAAGAUUUACAAAUGCAGAACUGGGUGGGGCGGGGCAGCAGUCAUCAGUAUGUUCUCCUUUAGGGCUGAGUUACACAGCCUCAAAUUUCCAUGGAUACUUAUUUUUAAAAAAUUCCGUUUAUCCUUAUUUUGUUUGUGGGUGCGUGAGUGCCAUAGUGCAUGUAUGGAGGUCAAAGAACAACUUGGGACAAAGGGAUGGAACUUGGGUUGUCAGCAAGCACCUUUGCCUGCUGAGCGACCUUGCCUGCCUAGCAGGGUGUUGACAGUUUUAGGUCUUACAGUGAAGCUACUGGGGGCUCCCUUUCCAUCUGUAGCUAAAGCCAAGCCAAAAGCCAACUAAGCCCAAGCUCUCCCCAAGCUCACCCUUCUGCUCUUUUUUGAGUCUUGCUAUAGACGGUCCUUUUUUUUUUUUUUUGGAAUACUGUCUCCCUAUCUUAGCCCAGACUGGCUUUGAACUUGAGGUGGUCCUCCUGCCUCAGCCUCUUAAGGGCUGAGAAUACAAUCAUGAACCACCUCACGGGGAUUCUGAGUUCUUGCUGAAAGACGAGGACCACCAAGUUGGCAGUGUCAGGAAUUCACCAGGGUCCAGGUCACCUCCAGGCUCACGUGCUCGUCAUGAGGACAUUGCAGCAAGCAGCCAUGAUUCAGGAAUGGCAAACCAGGUCCUCAGCACCAGGAGAAAUAGCAAGACAUCUCAGUGGCAGCGAUAGCAGUCAUGUCCUGGUGCUCACACAUGAGUGUUUAGAGGGAAGUCUUUGGCUUGGUGAGAUGCCCAACCAGUAAAAUGUAUUUGCCACCAAGCUCAACAACUCAAGUUUGGUGGCCAAGACCCGUGUGAUGGGUGAUGGGAGGAGAGAACUGAUUCUUUUGUUUUGUUUGUUUUUGUUUGUUUGUUUGUUUGUUUUUUCAAGAAAGGGUUUCUCUGUGUAGCCCUGGCUGUUCUGGAACUCACUCUGUAGACCAGGCUGGCCUCGAACUCAGAAAUCCGCCUGCCACUGCCUCCCAAGUGCUGGGAUUAAAGGCGUGCAUCACCACGCCCGGCUGAGAGAACUGAUUCUUAAAGUUGUCCUCCGACCUCCAACAAGUGAUGUGGCACAAGCUUGUGCGCGCGCGCACACGCGCACACACACACACACACACACACACACACACACACACACUAAGUGUCUAAAAUGGAGGUGGGUCUUUAGAGCUGAGAGUAUGUCGUUCAGUGCUAGAGCAUUUGCUUAGCUCCUAAUGAGGACUUUAUUAUCAUAAAGGAAUAAAAGGUCCAUGGCGGGGGGUUAGGUGGGGGGGGGGGGUGAGGGCCCGGGUCUUUACACCAGCACUUGGGAGGCAGAAGCAGGUUGAACAGUGAGCUGGCUCUUGCCACCGAGGCUGACAGCCUGAGUUUGAUCACUGGAACCUACAUGGUGGAAGGGGACAAUUGACUGCAGAAAGUCAUCCUCUUUGCCUUCCUUCCGUGCACUCCUGCCCAGAUGCGUGCACACACACACACACACACACACACACACACACACACACACACUAUUAAAACAAUUGUCAAGUUUAUAAUUUAUUUACAAACUUGCUGCUUUUAAUUUUUAAUUUAAUAUACAUGUGGGUUAGGUACAUGUCAGUGUAGUGUUCACAGAGGGAGCUGGAUCCCCUGGAACUGGAAUCGCAAGCAAUUGUGAGCCACCUGAUGUGACAGCAAGUGUUCUUAAGAGCCGAACCGUUUCCCCUGCCGCCAUUGAUGUGUUCUUUGAGCUAUGUAUGCUUUUAUAGCUAGAAACCCUCAACAUCAGACACUUGGCCCAUGUUGAGUUAAUUUCUGUGUAUGGUUUGAAGCAGGAGGCUCAGCUACAUUUCUUUGCCUAUGGAUUUCCUACUGUUCCAGAUGCAUCUGUCGAAAGGACUAUUCUUUGACCAUUUCAUUGUCUUGGCCUUCUUAAGAAAAAUAAAGGAACUGUAAAUAUGA
Messenger RNA from Mus musculus (house mouse), 8239 nucleotides. RefSeq names its product zinc finger protein 668 (gene Zfp668). The transcript is spliced from 5 exons. The record is from RefSeq and is a predicted model, not a curated record. The coding region runs from base 1254 to 3113 and encodes 619 amino acids. Gene Ontology annotation, biological process: DNA repair. Gene Ontology annotation, cellular component: nucleus. NCBI's taxonomy places the organism in Eukaryota, Metazoa, Chordata, Mammalia, Rodentia, Muridae.